AUGAGCUUCGCCCCCACCGACGACAACCAAGAAAUCUACUAUGAAUCCCACGGCACCGGCCCAACCACCCUGGUCUUCGUGUCGGGCUACUUCGGUAUCGCCAACCUGUGGCAGCCGCUAAUCGCCCGCCUCAGCCCCAAGGGAUAUAGAUGCAUCGCCCACGACAGCCGCGGGUACGGGCGAUCCUCCAAGCCCACCGACUCAACGGCCUACAGCAUCCCCCACCACGCAGCCGAUCUACACGCCGUCCUCGCCGCCGCGCGCCUCCCCGAUGCCACAGAGAUCGUGCUAGUGACGCACUCGAUGGGCGGGAAUAUCGCCGUCGCCUAUUGUCUGGCGCACCCGGAGCGCGUCGCCGGCCUGAUCCAGACGGCCACCUACUUCGACGGGCCGCGUAUCCAGAAGAUUCUAAGCUACGAGAUGUUGACCGCUGGCGUGGAGAGUCCCGCCAUAUGCGUCGAGUUCUAUACCGCAAUGGGCCUUGACAGGCCGACCGCGCUGGAGGCCGCCAAGUGGCCGGCCUAUGCCCGCCGACACAAAGCUAAGGCGCUACUGGCGUGGGAGAUGGGGGACCUGUAUACCACCUUGAAGAUCCCAGGGCUAGUGGUCCAGGGUGAUCUAGAUCAGGCGAAUCCUAUCGACUCCCUAGCCAAACCUAUCGCCGAUGCCAUGCCCAACUGCCGCUUGGAGGUGCUCAAGGGGGUCAUGCAUUUUCCGCCGACGGAGGCACCGGAGGAGUUGGAGAGGUUGAUUGAGAAGUUUGUGCGGGACUUGUAA
Molecule: messenger RNA, 777 nt
Organism: Aspergillus affinis
Lineage: Eukaryota; Fungi; Ascomycota; Eurotiomycetes; Eurotiales; Aspergillaceae
Product: alpha/beta fold hydrolase
Exons: 1
Coding region: 1-777 (258 amino acids)
Molecular function (GO): catalytic activity
Source: RefSeq, a predicted model, not a curated record